Molecule: messenger RNA, 696 nt
Organism: Closterium sp. Naga37s-1
Lineage: Eukaryota; Viridiplantae; Streptophyta; Zygnematophyceae; Desmidiales; Closteriaceae
Source: the annotation of a GenBank genome assembly
AUGGGGGAUCGGCACGUGUUGCCGGGAGGGAUACUGGUGUUGCAGCAGAAGAGGGCUUCAGGGAAAUUCCGAACUGCGCUUGAGGAGUUUCAUUUCGACCGGCAAGGAGCAGUGCACAUAGAUGCACAGACCAAGGGUUCUGUGUGCAUGCCACAACAGCCCUCCCCGCCCAGUGAAUCUCCUGUGACCGCGCCUCAACCCACACUCGCUAGCGACAGCAGGAGGGACAGCUCUAAAGUAAUUCCUGCAAGCGUAUCCCUACCAGAGAAGCAGCCUGCAGAGGGGGCACACGGAGGGGCGACAGGGAGAGGGGAGGCUGCAGGCGUGGAGCCGAUCAGGACGAUUGGAGAUCGGGUGCCAGAGGUCUCCUUCCGCCUAGAGCUGUCUGAGGAGGAACGGGCGGCAAGAGAGAAAGUGGUGCUGCCCUAUGAACACCGAGGCGAAACUGGCCCAAUCAAGAUAUACGACGGGAGAAGGAGUAUUGCACCAAGCCACAUCAAGGGAACAGCAAAGACUCAUGGAGAGAGUUCAGUUGGUGUUGCAUCGGCUCGUAUGGCGGAACUUGCAGUGGGUGUGGGAACCACUGGGGGCGAGUGGAGUGAAGGGGGAGGUGGUGGUUUGAUUCAUUAUGAGAGGGAUUCGGAUGACGAAUACCCGGAUUCGGAUGAAGACCCCGAUGACGACCUGGAUAUUUAG